Molecule: messenger RNA, 1342 nt
Organism: Hydractinia symbiolongicarpus
Lineage: Eukaryota; Metazoa; Cnidaria; Hydrozoa; Anthoathecata; Hydractiniidae
Exons: 4
Coding region: 605-1057 (150 amino acids)
Source: RefSeq, a predicted model, not a curated record
ACCAGGUGAAAUUUCUGCAAGAAAUUCAACUGUAGCUUCUCGCAGCUACCAUUUAUGUUGUGUAGAUAAAUAAUGAUAGAUAAGCCAUUUUGUGACGUUAGUAACGACUUGCCAAGACGGAUUUUUUUUUAACUUUUCUAUUUUUCUAUUAAUUUUUUAACUGUUGUUGUAUGGCGGGAAUAAAAUAGGGCGUUACUGUAAUUGACGCUUACAUGUUUUUUUUAAGUUAAAUUGAACUUACUGAUUUUAUUUCAGUCUAAAGGUUUAAAAUAUAAUUUAAUUUCUCUCACGGAACUUUUGUGCCAGCAUAAUAAACAAAGAGAACUUAUUGGGCAUGCGCACAAGCAUAUGAACUGUCCCACAAUGCUACCGCGCAUGCCUACUUAACUACAACGCCUAUUUCAAAGCCUAUAGCGCAUGCGCAGUUUUGACAAAACCUAGAUGAAAAACUCAUGCAAAACACGACGCCUUCUCAUUGCGUUUUGAAUCUCGUAAAGGCUAGAUACCUGAGAAGUUCAGUUUUAACAAAAACAGACGGAAGAUUGAAAGAUUGAUUUAAAUUGAAAGACGGUUUUACUGAUUGUUGAAAGAUCCUGUCACAAAGAUGUCUGCUUGCAGUUUUUGGAUGUAUAAAAACAAAGAAGGAGAUAUUGUUGUUAAGUUUCAUAAUGAAGAUUUUCAAAGGGUGCAAAUGAUUAAUAUGAAACAGGAAGAAGACGAUACAAUGAUAGAAUUGCAAGGAACAGAUUACCGUGAAGAGAGAAAAGACAAUAAACUGGUAUUGACGAUGUAUAGAGAAACUAUACAAUAUAUUGUACAGCUUGCCAUAGCAUUGCUUGAUAUGGAAGGAAAGCAAAAAUUAUUUGUCGUCGACAAUGUCAACAUUGCCUGUGCUCACAAGUAUACCAACAAAGAAAGUAAAUUUUCUCUCCAUACACAUAAUAGUGACAAAGUUGCAGCAUAUAUCAAGUCAAUUAUCAGCAUCCCUGUUCUUGAAACUAACAUUCAGCUCUUCUGUUGUGGAGAAGUACAAGAAAAAGUAGAAGCGAAUAUUUAAGAUUUUCAAGAAAUUAUGUAAAUGAAAAUUGCACAUUGAACAAAGACUUUCUAAAAGAAGCUGUUCAAUUUCCACCACCAAUGGUAAAUGAUGAGAUUUCCAGCUUUGCAUUUCGACUAAAGUCAAUUCUAAGCGAAAUUGGGCACGUGUUUGUGAUUUUCACACAUUACAAUACCAUGGACAAUCUGAGACUUCUAAAUUUAAAUACUUAUUGGGAUCGUGUUUGCAAUUUCAAACACAGAGUUUUGCUGAUUCAUCCAUUUCAAAAUACUUUCGUAAACAUAA